This is a messenger RNA of Blepharisma stoltei, 846 nucleotides long. The record is from the annotation of a GenBank genome assembly. Lineage: Eukaryota; Ciliophora; Heterotrichea; Heterotrichida; Blepharismidae.
AUGGAAGAAGGCAAUCUAAAUUGCCAUGAACUUAGGCUUCAAGAGAAAAAAGCAGAAGAAAUGAUUGCCAAGCUCUCAGAAGAGAAAAAACAAGUUGCAAUUCCUCUUUUAGAAAUUCAAAGACAACGAAACACUUUAUAUCUUAACUAUUUGCAAGAGCUUAAAGAGCUUCAAGAAAAAUACGAGCAGAGCUAUCAACCACUCUACGAGCAGCGUAGAGCACUUCUUAGCUCAGUCCCUGGGUUUUGGUUCAAAUCUAUAAAAAACAACACAGUAAGCUGCGAGUUUCUCUACGAGCAAGAUGAAGCAUUACUUCAAUUCUUAGUCGACAUCAGGCACAAAAAAGACCCCAACUCCGAAAACUUUUCAAUUGAGUUCGAAUUCGCUGAUAACCCUAUAAUUGAGAACAAAAUCCUAAAAAAAGACUAUUUCAUGGCUAAUGAAGAUGUUAUGGAAAAAGCUAUUGGGACAGAAAUUAUAUGGAGAGGAAACAAUCUUACACAACAAGUAAAAAAAAGCAAGAAAAAAGGUAAGCAAGGCAAGGAACCGAAAACUGAAAGAAUUGAGAGCAGACCGAGCUUCUUCAAUUUUUUUAAAAAUGUAAUGAUGCCUGCACCUCAAGACUUGGAAGCCAUGGAUGAAGAAGACGAGCACGAGAUUGUGAAAGCGUUUGAGCAGGAUUUUGACUUAGCAACUGAGUUUAGAGAUGAGAUAAUCCCAAAUGCAAUGCUUUUUUACUUGAAUAUCAGAGAAGAAUCAGAUGAAGGCGAUGCCGAAGAAAAUCAGCCGAAACCUGUGAAAGUGGAUGGAUCUGGAAGUGAAAAACAAGAAUGCAAGCAGCAAUAA